ACUCUCCAAUUUGUGCAGGUUAAACAAAAGUUAAUAAUCACAUCACAAUCAUUUGACGUCAUCAGAGUGUCAUAAACAUAAACAUCAAUUUAAUUUAUUAUUAAUUCUCAAUUAAAACUAAUAUAAUAAAUUGUUAUAAAGAUGAGUGAACAUUAUUGGGAGCCUCUUGCUGAGGUUUACAUGGCUGAACAAAUUAAUUAUCAUGAUCCAGACAGUAAUGUUUAUUGUCUUUGCAGCAGAGUAUUCAUUAAAAAUCCAGAAGUUUAUUCUGUCCUGGCUCAAGAUGAUCCCUCAGAUAAUGAUGAUGAAGAUGAAAAACUUGUUGAAGUACUUGAUGGAUUUAAAAAAAAUCCAGUUAAAGCACAAUUUAUUGAAAAACAUGAUGAAGAACAAGUGAGCUGUUAUUGUAGUGCAUCACAUACAGACAACAAUUAUUCAACAGAUGAGCAUGAUUCAAUUCGUGAAAGUGUACAAAAAUCAUCAGCUCAAAUAUUAUCACAAAAACUUGGUCUUCAUCAGUCUGAUUCUGGUGCUGAUUUAUCAGAAUAUCAUGAUUAUCAUAAUAGUAAAAAUAUUUAUGAGCCAAUAUCAUCAAUGUAUGAUAAAUUGCCAGAAAGUCCAGAAGUAAAUUAUAAUAAUAUUGAAACUUUUAAAACACAUGGUAAAACACCACAAGGUAAUGACAUUAAUGUUUAUGAUUUUAUAAAUAAUUUGACCUUUAAAAAUGCAACUGAUACUAAUGAUGAAGCUUGUUUAUCAAUAAAUAAACGUCCAUCAUUUAUUGUUGGUUCAAGUGAAACAAAUUUUAUUGAUUUUAAUGAUAACGACGAAUCAGAAAUAUUACCAGUAAUUAAUAAUAUUUAUGAUUCAUAUUUUAAUAUGGAAAUAUCAUAUGGUUUAGAUGAAAAAAAUGUAAUUGAUAUUUCAUGGGAAAAAUUUUGGGCUGAUAAUGGUGAACAUUUAAUAUGGUCAGCUUGGAUUGAAAAAUAUGCUGAUUAUAUUAAUCCAAAUUAUUUAAAUGAUGAUAAAAAAAUUAAUAAAAAUCAAAAUGUUGAUAAUGAAACUGAACAAAAUACAUGUUUUCCAAAUCAAGCACAUGAAAAUUGUGAAAUUUUACACUCAAAUUUUGAGGGUUUAUUUAAUAAUAAAAGCAAUUAUCAUUGUGUUAAAGAUAAUCAUGUUAAUUUUUCAUUUGAUAAUAAAACAAAUAAUGUUGUUGUUGAUAAAGAUGCUGAAGAUAAUAGAAAUAAAUUAUAUAAUAAUUAUGAAACAUCACCAGAGACUGAUGGAUGGAAUCCAUUGAGUCCAUUUACACCUGAAGAUAGCUAUAAUCAACAAUCAAAUAAUGAAGAUGAAAAAUUAAUAACAUUAUCACGUUGUAAUUCAAUAACUGGUUCAACAGCUAAAACAAAUGCAACAUCUGAUUCAAUGACAAAUGUUACUAAAAUGACAUUAUCUAGUAGUUCAAGUUUUGAUUCAAAUUCAGUUCAUUCAUUGAGUCUAGCAAGUUCAGGAACAAAUUCAAUUGAAAGUAAUGCUACAAGUUCAAGUGGUGAACAAGAUAAUAAUGAUUUAACAUCUGAUGAUGAUAAAUAUUGGCAAAAUUUAUGGAAAGAAAAUUUUCAAAUUCAAUAUCAAUAUCAUUAUGAAAAUUUUACACUGAGACAUCAACAUUAUGAAAAUGAAAAAAAUAAAAAAACAAUUAAGAAAAAUGAUAUUAUUGAUGAUCAUUCUAAAAAUUAUUUAUCACGGCAAAAAAGAGCUGUCAUGGACUCAGUUGGUGCACUUAUGAAAAAUUUAACAAUGACAGCUAGUAAUGGUGAAUCGAGUGAUAAUAAAAAGACUCUAAAAAAUAGCCAAGUUGAUAAUUCAAGUACUGAUAAUAAUGAAAAAUUAUUGAGUAGUGGUGGUGGUGGUGGUGGUGGUGUUGGUGGUUGUGAUAAUGAUGGUGAUGGUGAUGGUAAAAAACCAAAUGAUGAUAAACCAGUUGCAUUGAAACGUACUCAUGAAGCUGAUGAUGACGAUGAUGACGAUGAAGAUGAUGAAGAGCAAGAAGAAGAGGAAGAAGAAGAAGAUAAUGAAGGUAUGAGAAAUGUAAAAAAAGCAUUUUCAUUAAUGGGAUAUACAUAUAAUCGUGAUAAUAAUAUGAAAAAACUUCAAGGUGAUGUUGUUUAUAAAAAAAAAAAUAUUAGAUUACCACAAAAACAAUUGAAAAUAAAAUUAAAUCAUAAUAAAAAUAAAAAACACAUGUAUUUUGACGAUAAUGGUGUUGAAAUAACAAAUACUAUUGAUAAAGUUAAACAAUAUUUAUCGUAUUGUCCAAAAAUAACAAAUGAUAGUAAAAUAAAAAAUGAUAAUAUAACACAAUUGACAUCAAGUUCAGAUGAAGAAUGUGAAAAUGAAUUUAAUAAUAAUAACAAAAAAUUACAAAGUAAAAAAUUAAUUUUUAAUAAAAAAAAUUUAUUUGAUGACGAUGAAUCAAUUGACAUUGACAUGAAUACACAAGACAUUGAUAAACAAAAAGAUGAUAAAUCUUUUGAUGAUGAUAGUGUUAAAAAAUCACAAAAAAAAAGAAGAAAAAAACAAAGUAAAAGAAAAAUUUGUCUUCCAGUUGAAGUUGCUAAUGAUAAAAAAUUGAUGAAAUAUUGGGUAAAAAGAUAUCGGCUAUUUAGUAAAUUUGAUGAAGGAAUUAAACUUGAUAGAGAAAGUUGGUUUUCUGUAACACCUGAAAAAAUUGCUUCUCAUAUUGCAACAAGAUGUAAAUGUGAUACAAUUGUUGAUGCAUUUUGUGGUGCAGGUGGUAAUUCAAUUCAAUUUGCAUUUCAAUGUGAAAGAGUUAUUGCCAUUGAUAUUGAUCCAGAAAAAAUUAAACUUGCUAGAAAUAAUGCAAAAGUAUAUGGUGUUGAAGAUAGAAUUGAAUUUAUAGUUGGUGAUUUUUUUCAAGUUUCUGAAAAACUUAUUGCUGAUGUUGUUUUUUUGAGUCCUCCAUGGGGUGGACCAGAGUAUGCACUUAGUGAAACAUUUGAUCUUGAUAAUAUUCUUCCGCCAAUUGGUGGACAGGGUCUAUUUGAUGCUGCAAGAAAAAUAUCUGAUCAUGUUGCUUAUUUUCUUCCUCGUAAUGUUGACACUAUUCAGAUUGCAAUGCUUGCUGGACCUGGAGGUGGUGUUGAACUUGAACAAAAUUUUCUCGAUAAAAAAUUAGUCUCAUUGACUGCAUAUUUUGGAGAAUUACCUAAAGAAUGCUAACAUCAAAAUUAAUUAUAAACAACUCGUACAUCACAUGUGAAAAAAAAAAAUUCUUUUCGAUAUAAAAAAUGUUUAAUGUUAUUCGCCAUUAGUUGUAAAUAUCAUAAAUACCUUGUCUGUUUGUUUUCAUAAAUUAAUUGAAUGUUUAAAAAAUAAAAAUAUUAAGACUUGAUUAUUUUAAAAUUCUGUGAUUGCGCAAAUAUUAUAAUAUUAAUUUUAAUAUCAAUUUAAAAAAAAAAUAUAUACUUUAAUUAUUAACUUUUUGUUUUUGUACCAAAUAAUACGACAUGGAUUUAAAAUUCUUCCAAAACAUUGUCAACGAAUAAUAGUAAAAUAAAAAUAAAAUAAAUAAUAACAAUAUGAAAACAAAAUAAUUUAAUUUACUUUUUUAUUUCUUAUAAUAAAAAAAAAAAUGUUCAAUUGUACAAAAGAGAGAGAGACACAAACAGAUAAUGAAAUGUUUAAUUUUCUUUUUGUUGGUUUUAUGAUGUUCUUGUCAAUAAAGUGUAUCCAAAACCAAAAAAAAAAAAAAAA
This is a messenger RNA of Aphidius gifuensis, 3780 nucleotides long. RefSeq lists its product as uncharacterized. Gene Ontology annotation, biological process: 7-methylguanosine cap hypermethylation; 7-methylguanosine RNA capping. Bases 142 to 3246 code for a protein of 1034 amino acids. The record is from RefSeq and is a predicted model, not a curated record. The transcript is spliced from 5 exons. Lineage: Eukaryota; Metazoa; Arthropoda; Insecta; Hymenoptera; Braconidae. Gene Ontology annotation, cellular component: nucleus. Gene Ontology annotation, molecular function: RNA cap trimethylguanosine synthase activity.